CCAAGACUGGCUUCCUGCAGCGUGAAGAAUCGCUGGCCCUCGUACACUUUGAAAACGGCACACUCUAAGCAUGUCUCGACUAGUCACUCGGCUCCUUUUCAUUUCUAAACAUUCAAGAGCUGCACUAUCGUUAUUACCAAAGCGCAUCCCAGCCUCGUGCCAAGUACACACAAGUCCGGUCCUGACAUCCCUCACCCGUUAUGAUGAAACUACAGACUGGCAAAAGAAACUCUCCCCUGAGCAAUAUGUCGUGACAAGAGAAAAGGGGACUGAGGUGCCCUUUAGUGGGAUCUACUUGAACCACUAUGAAGUGGGGAUGUACCACUGUGUAUGCUGUGAUUCACCACUCUUCAGCUCAGAGGCUAAGUACGACUCUGGGACAGGCUGGCCAGCUUUCAAGGAGGCUCAUGGCACUUGGGAGCGAGAUGAGAGCCACACUUCCAUUAUUCGUCGCCCUGACAACAGUUUGGGGAGUGCCAGCAUGGAGGUCCUUUGUAAAAAUUGUGAUGCCCACUUGGGUCAUGUAUUUGAGGAUGGUCCAGACCCAACUGGUCAGCGGUUCUGUAUUAACAGUGCAGCCCUCAACUUUAAACCUAGAGACAACAACAAACGUGACGUGACUGAAGAAAACUGAUCUGUUAGUUGGAGUUGUGUGUCGUGAACAACAAAGUUGCUUUUCAUUGCUUGAAGCAUCACAUUUUUGUUUACUUUUUUUUUUGCUCAGUUGUGUGAAGUUUGCCAAUUA
Messenger RNA from Corythoichthys intestinalis (scribbled pipefish), 745 nucleotides. It is a transcript of the gene msrb2, whose product is annotated as methionine sulfoxide reductase B2. Gene Ontology annotation, cellular component: cytoplasm. Gene Ontology annotation, biological process: response to oxidative stress; protein repair. Gene Ontology annotation, molecular function: peptide-methionine (R)-S-oxide reductase activity. NCBI's taxonomy places the organism in Eukaryota, Metazoa, Chordata, Actinopteri, Syngnathiformes, Syngnathidae. The transcript is spliced from 5 exons. The coding region runs from base 71 to 634 and encodes 187 amino acids. The record is from RefSeq and is a predicted model, not a curated record.